Molecule: messenger RNA, 1575 nt
Organism: Punctularia strigosozonata HHB-11173 SS5
Lineage: Eukaryota; Fungi; Basidiomycota; Agaricomycetes; Corticiales; Punctulariaceae
Exons: 8
Coding region: 1-1575 (524 amino acids)
Source: RefSeq, a predicted model, not a curated record
AUGGUGAACAAGUCGAAGAAGUCUGUUUCGCCAUUGCAGACCAAUGCUGCUCCGGCAAGGCAGACUAGAAGUAGGAAGGCGAAAGCGGAGAAGAUAGAAAAGCAGGAGAAUGUAGAGAAGCGGGACGUCGAAUGGAGGCCGCCAGCCAACCAUCACCUUACCGACAGCCUGUUGACAGCCGUGGAGGCUAGCUCGACGUACAAGCAAGCCUUCGGAUUCGACAAAGGGCCAAAUGGUACCCCAGUGUCGGGUGUAGGAAAGAACAGUACUCAGCUCUAUCGACAACUUGCUCGCACCAUUUUCUUCAAUAAUCAGCGGAUCACCGAAGAGUACGUGGAUGAAGACCUGGAUCGCCUCUCAACGUGUAUCAAGAACCGUGUCGCCAACCUCAAGAAAAUAUAUCGAAAGCAGCGUCAGAUGUUAUCCGAGACUGGUCAAGGCCUCAUCGACGAUGAUCGGGAGCAUGAGAUCACGCCCGGAUCUACGCUUCAGAAUAUAUGGGAUAAAAUCCAGACCGCAUUCCCGUGGUACAAGCGCAUGAAUAUCCUCAUGGGUGCUAGUCCGAUUGUGGAUCGUUCUGCGAUUGCACAUAGUGGCACCAAAUUGGAUCUCUCCGCUCUUGGGUCAUAUGCAAAGCGAUCCAUUACCCAGGGCUCGAGUUCGGACAUCGACGGGGGUGGUGGCGAAGACACGGGAAAUGGUGACGGCACGGGCGAUGGUGACAACGUGAGCGAAAGUGGUGGUGACGCGGGUGGCAGGUACGACACGAGCGAUGGUCACGGCGAAAGCAACGGCACAGGCGACAGGCACCUUGCUGGCGGCGGGUACGUUGCGGGUGACAGCUACGACACGAAUAACGGGUAUGUCGUGGGCGGUGGGUACGACACGAAUGGUGGAUAUGUCUUGGGCGACGUGUACAGCGUGGGCAGGGGGUAUGGCGCGGAUGAUGGGUAUACCCUGAGUGGUGGGUACGGCACGGGCAGCGGGAACGAUCCGGGUGACACUGGAGCGGCAGCAUUCGCAGACAAGGAUAUACCGACGCCUUCUGCUCGUCACCGGAGCUUUCGCCGCUCCAGCGGGGAUAGCAGCUCUUAUUCUGGCCACCCCGGGUCAGAGAUCUCAUCCAUCACUGACUCUCAUGUGGGUUCGCCCCACUUGGAUAACGUGCUGUCAUCGCCAACUACCUCUAAGCCACAGGAUCAGAAGCAGAUAGAGACUGCAGUGUUGUUGGCGCCUGGAGUUAACAGUAACAGUGGCUCGGCCAAACGCAAAUCUGACGAGCUGGAUACCACGACUGGCAAGCUCGAGGAUGCUCAGUCGAAACGGAAGAAGGAGAACAAUCCUUUUGACCGUCUCGACAAGAUCUCGGAGGCUGAGCAUCGCGUCCGAAUAGAGCUCAAUCAGCAGAAGAACAGAUUCGAGGCAGAGGAGUCCGAACACCGUCGCCGGCAUGAACUGCAGAUGAUGCAAGCUCAGAUAGAGCUUGCACGGAUCCAGCACGGUCUCAGUUCCAGCAGUGUCAACAACCCCGCAUUGGGGUCCGAUCCGGCGAUAUUCAUGGAAUACUCCGAAUAG